AGCUUUCAUCUUGAUUGUUGUUUCCUUGUGCUGAAUCUUGCUCCUUCCCUUCAAGUGUCCUGGCGUCACUUCGUGAUAAGCGUUCUCGUUUAGCUUCUUGUGACGAGGUAUUAGUAGCCUUUGUCAUAGAUGCUACGGCCCGUUCGAUUGCUUUUAGACUUUGCCUUGUUUCUUCCAUGCCUUGUGUAAGUUUCUGUAUUUGUGAUGCCACCGUUGAGUCUGAUGGUUUGGCUUUGUUGAUAGUAUCUCUUGGAUUUGUGCUUGAUGAAGAGGAGUUGCUCAUCCUAGCUUUGCUUCUGGAACGUGGGGUGCUUCUGCUAGGAGGUGAUGAAUUUUUUGAAUUUUCCAUGUGGUAUUCGUGGAUCAAAAAGAACUCGACCCCAUGGUGGGCGCCAAAUGUUAACCGUAAAAAUAGAGUAGAAGGUGCGAGACCAAGAUCUUUAUUGAUAGAGAGUGUUUACAAUAGAGGGAGAAUGAUGGUGGACAAAUAAUCUACCUCCUUAGGUUGAUCCUAGAGGUAUUUAUAGGAUGCUUAAAUAUAGUUAUUCUAGGAAUACAGUUUUAUUUGAUUG
Messenger RNA from Rubroshorea leprosula, 572 nucleotides. The record is from the annotation of a GenBank genome assembly. Lineage: Eukaryota; Viridiplantae; Streptophyta; Magnoliopsida; Malvales; Dipterocarpaceae.